Messenger RNA from Exophiala viscosa, 3074 nucleotides. RefSeq names its product quinon protein alcohol dehydrogenase-like superfamily. Gene Ontology annotation, biological process: endonucleolytic cleavage to generate mature 5'-end of SSU-rRNA from (SSU-rRNA, 5.8S rRNA, LSU-rRNA); endonucleolytic cleavage in 5'-ETS of tricistronic rRNA transcript (SSU-rRNA, 5.8S rRNA, LSU-rRNA). Bases 116 to 2962 code for a protein of 948 amino acids. The record is from RefSeq and is a predicted model, not a curated record. Lineage: Eukaryota; Fungi; Ascomycota; Eurotiomycetes; Chaetothyriales; Herpotrichiellaceae. Gene Ontology annotation, cellular component: small-subunit processome; 90S preribosome; nucleolus. The transcript has a single exon. Gene Ontology annotation, molecular function: U3 snoRNA binding; protein binding.
GAAUUUUUUUACUAUGGCGGCGACCACCGUCAAGUACCGACAUAGAAAUUCUGAAUCAUAACUCAUUGCCCAAACCGAUGGCAGAGUCAUAGAUCGAGUCUCAAUCCAUAGCCAAAUGGCCACCAAGGUCAACUUCAAAACGACCUUCGAGGCUGCUAGGACAAUCGAACCAAUUUACACGGGAGGCGACAUUUCUCACAACGCGAAUGGCACCUUGAUCGCAACAUCUGUCGAAGAAGAUGUCUUAGUCGUUAGGGUCAAAACCGGGAAGGUCCUGUGUCGGAUAGAGGGCGACGGUGAAGCUGUGACAAGUUUAUCCCUGGCCCCAGAUGCAUCCUCUUUAGUCAUUUGUUCUCGAUCACUUUCACUUCGAAUAUACUCGAUCAACACCGAAGAGGAUUCUGCCACGCUUACUUCGAAUCUACUGCGUACUCUAAAGCCGCACAGUACCCCAGUUGUCUGCUCGGCCAUCGACAGUACUGGCUCGAUGUUAGCGACCGGAGGCGCGGAUGGGACUGUGAAAGUGUGGGACGUCAGAGGAGGCUAUGUAUCGCACACUUUCCAUGGACAUGGAGGCGUCGUGUCAGCGUUGAAGUUUUUCUCGACAAAAUCAGGGAAUGCAUCCAGCCAAGUGGCCGCAAAUUCGAGUCGAAAACGGAAGAUUCGCAAUGCUGAGCAGACGGAAGUGGAAGAGACGUCUGCAGGUCCGUCAAUCUGUCUAGCAUCUGGCGGUGAAGACGGCAAGAUCAGAGUGUGGAAUUUGGCUUCCCGAAACUCGAUCGCCACCCUUGAUUCACAUGUCAGCGUGGUCCGCAGUCUAGAGUUCUCAGAGCAGCAACAGCUUUUGCUGUCUGCCAAUCGUGAUCGAACACUGAUCCUAUGGGACACGCAAAGCUGGAAACAACAGAAAGUCAUUCCGGCCUUGGAAGUGCUAGAAACGGCAGGCUUUAUCGGGGACAGUCAGUAUUGCUAUGCGGGAGGAGAACAUGGCGUGGUGCGGAUAUGGGAUGCUCUUCAGGGGCGUGAAGUCACGACCAAGCAAAAGUCCGGACUCGAGAACGAUGCGAUUACAGCCAUCGUCCAUAUUACCGAGGGCAAUACUCUUCUCUCGAUACAUCAGGAUCAGACGAUGAGGGAGCGAAGCCUUUCGGGGCUGUGGGAUUUGGCCGACAACAAGUCGAUAGAACUACCUCUCCUCCGUACGAUAUCUGGUAACUACGAUGAAGUUAUCGACAUGGCUUGCGUCGGCCCUGGCAGAACAUUACUGGCUCUCGCCACGAAUACCGAAAGUAUCAGGUUGAUUUCGAUCAAUGAUGAUAGCAAAGAUGGGUCUAAGUCUUCAGAAACGACCCCAUUUGGAAAUGAUGUUGCCCUUCUAGAAGGACACGAAGAGAUCAUAAUAUGUUUGGAUGUUGACUGGUCAGGGUACUGGUUGGCAACCGGUGCAAAGGACAACACCGCCAGAUUAUGGCGAUUGGACCCAGCUUCGUCCACCUACAAAUGUUUCGCCGUCUUCGCAGGACAUGCAGAAUCGCUCGGUGCGAUAGCCUUGCCGAGAAGUCCUCCAGAUGACGGGCUUGCAGCGAAGAAACCUGCAGACUAUGCACCUGCAUUUCUGCUGACUGGUUCGCAAGAUAAGACCGUGAAACGGUGGGAGACGGCCAGGUUGAAGUACAGCAAGUCCAUGGCAGAACCUCAUUCUGGCGUCAAAGCCUUGUUUACGAGAGUGGCACAUGAGAAGGACAUCAACGCAAUCGACGUAUCUCCAAUCGCUCCUCUCUUCGCGUCGGCCUCCCAAGACCGUACCAUCAAGAUCUGGUCGCUUGAAGAUGGCUCAGUCGCUGGUAUUCUUCGUGGCCACAAACGAGGCGUAUGGUCUAUCCGCUUCUCCCCGGCGGGCACACCUCCACUCGCUCUUCCAGACGGGGGCUCGAGCGGCUCCCGUGGCCUGCUAGUCAGUGGCUCAGGCGAUCGCACAGUCAAGGUUUGGUCCUUAGCGACAUACACCUGUCUACAAACCUUCGAAGGCCACAGCAACUCUGUCCUGAAAGUCAUCUGGAUCCCGCCCAGCAAUUCACCCUCAGAAUCCGACACGGAGACUGAAAGCCGUCAAUCUCAAACAAACCAACCCUUGAUAGCAUCAGCGUCCUCCGACACACUCGUCAAGCUCUGGUCAGCCUAUUCCGGCACAGACUCGGACCACCUCCUCGCCACGCUCGACAACCACACUGACCGGGUUUGGGCCCUCGCAGCACCCAAUUCGUACUCGCAGACUCCAUCCAAAUCCCACGCAGCCUAUCCCUAUCCAUUAAUAUCCGGCGCUGCCGACGCGACCCUAACAUUCUGGCGUGACACCACCGUCCAAACCGCCACACUCGCCUCCAAGCGCGCGACCGAACGCAUCGAGCAAGACCAACAGCUCCAAAACCACAUUUUCGCCAAGAAUUACCGCGAAGCCAUCACGCUGUCUCUGGCGUUGAACCACCCGGGUCGCCUUCUCCGUGUGUUCGAAGACGUGGUCAAUCUCCCUGACGCCGAGAAAGAAACGUCCAGCGUAAUGGGCGUCAGGGCCGUUGACCAAGUCCUCGCCUCCCUCGACCAUCAGCAGAUCUUCACGCUGCUGGAGCGCGUGCGCGAUUGGAACACGAAUGCUCGAACCGCGACCGUCGCGCAAACAGUCCUAAACUGUCUGUUCAGAAGUUAUCCGGCGAGCAUGUUUGUGGAUAUGGCCAAGGAGCGCAAGCUCGGCGCCAGUGGGAAAGGUAUGAAAGAACUGCUGAGGGCGCUCGAAGUGUAUACUGAGCGCCACUAUAAAAGAAUGGAAGAGCUGGUGGACGAGAGUUACUUGAUUGAGUACACUUUACGAGAGAUGGAUGAAAUUUCGGGUAUUUCCGCCGGUUUCGACGGGAUACUGGCUAAUGGGCAUGAUAACGGGGAUGAAGAGGACUUUGUAAUGUUAUGAAGGGAGCAGGAGAAUAUCAUGAUAUUGGGCCGGGCUUUGUGUCACGGCUGCCUCAUCUUCUGUCUCGGUGGCGGCGGUCGCUGUCUCUGUCUCGAUCUCGAUUCCUAUCCCU